AUGGGCAACAAGCAGAUGCAGGGUACCAGCGACAAGGGCAAGAAGAACGAUCGCUACGCGGGCGAGAUGAAGCACAACCAGGCGCACGGCCGGGGCAAGCUCGUCUACAGCGCCAAGGACAAGGAGGGCCGGGCCACGUACGAGGGCCACUUCGUCGCGGGCCACAAGCAGGGCGAGGGCAUCAUGACGUGGACCGACGGGCGCGUCUACAUGGGCGGCUGGGUGGCCGACGACAUCGAGGGCAAGGGCACCAUGCUCUACGACGCCGACCGGUCGGCGCGGGCCUACGUGGGCGAGUGGGUGGCGGGCCAGCGCGACGGGAUGGGGCGGAUGACGUACGCGGCCGACGACGAGCACGGGCGGGUGAGCUACUUCGGCCCGUGGGCGGCCGACAAGCAGGAGGGCAACGGCCUCAUGGAGUGGCGGAGCGGGGCCAAGUACCUGGGCGAGUGGCGGCGGGGCAAGAGGCACGGUCACGGCGUGUUCAUGUUCCCCUCGGGCGACCAGCUCGUAAGCAGCCAGUGGUGCGACGGCCGGCCGCAGGGCGUCGUCAAGAUGAUCUACGCCGACGGCCACCAGUGCGACGGCUUCUGGCUCAACGCCGACACCUGGGAGAACACGCGCACCCUGGUCUUCAAGUCGCUCAGCGCCUGA
Acanthamoeba castellanii str. Neff is the source of this 654-nucleotide messenger RNA. Its product is annotated as MORM repeat family protein. The record is from RefSeq and is a predicted model, not a curated record. NCBI's taxonomy places the organism in Eukaryota, Discosea, Longamoebia, Acanthamoebidae. The transcript has a single exon. Gene Ontology annotation, cellular component: cytosol. The coding region runs from base 1 to 654 and encodes 217 amino acids.